GUGCUUUCGGACAACUGGCUGCAUGAUCUUCUGGCUGUGACUUGAUGGCAACCGUCACCCACUGGACGGUCGAAGACGUGGCCGCCUGGAUUGAACAGUGCCUGCGCUUGCCGUACGCGCGCAAGUUCGUUGAGGCUGGCAUUGACGGAGUUCAACUUGUGCACCUGACGCAAGAUGGCCUUCUGAAAAUGGGAGUCGACAGCGAGGAGCAUGUCAAGUGUUUGUUGGACCAUGCUGCUGUGCUUCGAUUUCAGUUCGAGCGCAGCCUUCGUGCGGGUUCAGUUGCGGAAGCGGACCAGAAAAUGGAAGCCACGGCCACACAGACUGAUUGGAGCGCGCCAAGUUGCAGAAGGAGUUUGACUGGUAUGAUGUAUCCGCGCGUGGGAUCCCCAAUCCUGUGUGCGGGCAAGGUGCAUAAUAGGCAUGAGCAUGUGCAGCUUGACACUGCGGAGCCACGCCCUGACGUGCAGGAGGUUCAAGCGAAAGCUGGCGCAGAUCCGACGAACAAAGCCGGACGUGGAGGCAAGGAAGAUGCACAGGCUGCUGGUUUUCGGGGCGUCUCAUCGCAAAGUAGCGCUAUAUCAGCUGCCAUCUCUACAACGUGUAGCAGUGUUGCUGGCAGCGGCUAUGUGGAAGGGCCUGGUGCGUGCGAAGCUGUGAAAGGACAGCCGCACUUGUCAAUCCCUUUGCCGUCUCACAGGCCGCCGUCUGCAUUGUCCAGUGCUCGUGCGGUGUCUGCUCGGUGCGGCUCUGAGGC
Effrenium voratum is the source of this 757-nucleotide messenger RNA. Lineage: Eukaryota; Dinophyceae; Suessiales; Symbiodiniaceae. The record is from the annotation of a GenBank genome assembly.